AUUUCCACGACCGUCGUCGAGUAGUUAAAAAAAAAAAAAGAAAGAAAGAAAGAAAGAAAAAAAAUGCAAUAAAAACAAUAUAAAGAAAGGAAAAGAAACGAUAUAUUUUAUAGUUUCUUCUUCUACGUUCUUUUGCUUCUUUAAGUUAAGGAGGAGCGGGACUGGAGAGGAGAGAACAAUAAAGAUAUAAAAUGACGACGCGUAGUACGAGGAAGAGGAAAUGAAGAAGAUAAAAAAAAAAAAAAAAAAUAAAAAAAAUAAAAAAAAGGAAAAAAAAGAAAAAAAAAUUCGUAUAUUUCAAAGUACACGUGAAAAAACAGGUUGGUAAUAAUUAAUAGGUAAACAGCGAAUGUAAAGAGGAAAGGAAGAUAAGUUAGAAUGUUAAUGAAUGUCAUGAGACGGGGGUUAGAGGUUACGGUGAAGGAAGAAGAUAGGUUGGGUGGGGGUGCAGUCUGAGGAGAGGGGAGGGGACGGCAACAGGGAAGAACGGUGAAAUUAAUUAAUCCUUCGGUGUCGUUUGUUUACAAAAUAUCCGCUUCCUGGAUAGGGCUGAAAAGCUUUCAGUUCUCGAGACUGACAAACGGACGAUGGUGUUGCGCGCGCAUUUAAUAUUACCAAGGCGCCACCAGUAACGUAUAAAUUGGGUUGCGAAUGAUUCAGAAUCAGUGAAAGUCAUCGAAACUAUAAUAGAUGGUAACUAUACGAAAAGAUACGCUCCUAAACCGACAAUCAUCUGUAGUCUCUCUCUCUCUCUCUCUCUCUCUGUCCCUCUCUCUCUCGCUCUCUCUCUCUCUCUCUCUCUCUCUCUCUCUCUCUCUCUCUCUCUAUCUAUCUAUCUUCUUUUAAUGUUCAACAGCUGCCAAAGAAGAUGACGAUGCUGUUGCUGAUGCAAUGGAAUCGCUUUCGUAAUGUACGAUUAUAGAUUAAUCUGAGAUAAAGAUAAAAUCUAUAAGGAAAAUUGUCUUAAUUUAUUGUUGUGAUUAUUAUUGAAAGGAAGAGGAAAAAAAUGUGCAGUAUUGUUCUCUCUCUCUCUCUCUCUCUCUCUCUCUCUCUCUUCUCUUUUUCAUAAUAUACAUGUAUAUAAUAUACGUACGUACACACAUAAACACAUAUAUAUAUAUUCGAAAAUUUUUAUUCAAUAGUAAUAAAAUAAAUGUUUGUUUGCGCACAUACAUCGUAUAAUUCUAUAAUGAAAAAUUGAAACAAUUAAAAAGGAAGAAUUUCAGAUUAAACGAUGCAAAUCUAUCUACAUAUGUCAUAGAUACAUCUCUCUCUCUCUCUCUAUAUAUAUAUAUAUAUAUAUACAUGUGUGCAUGAUGUAUCGCUCAAAAAAUAAAUUUGAAGGGAAAUAAUAAACAUUCGUCAAACUAAGAAAAACUAGAAAGUAAGACGUAUACGAUCGAAGAAGGAAUUGGACUAUGUGAUCUUUCGAAAUUGAUAAUUUCUCGUGAAAUUCAAUACGUAUAAGUAAUCGUAGCGCGAAAAAGAAUGAACGCUGAUUUUAUGAAUGAAAGCAUUGACACGAGAAACGAAAUAUUGUGAAUAGUAGACGAGCGGGUAGCGGUUAGAUUCUCGGAGGUAGCGCCGCUACGUAAUAUAGUUUAUCUAUCAAAGUAUUCAAAAAGAAAAUUGUAACAAUUGUUUCUUUUUUUCUUCUUUUCUCUUCUCUCUCUUUCUCUCUCUCUCUCUCUUUCUCUCUCGCUCUCGCUCUCUCUCUCUCUCUCUCUCUUUUGUUUCUUUAACUAUAAUAUUCAUUGAAAGAUAUCAUUUCUCGAUGAACGAUCUUUCAUCAUUCGUAUCGGAGAAAAUUAAAAAAAUAUUAUAUGAUAAAGAUAAAUACAUAAUCGGGGAGGUUAGUUCGGUGGCACUUGGUCACUUUGAUACGGGGUUGAAGUGCGAGCUGUGGCUCGUAAACGCAGAGAGGCAGUUAUGUAUGGUGUCGUCGUCGUCGUCGCCGUCGUUGCCGUCGUCGCCGUCGUAGAGAAGUCGUAGCUGGAGCGCCCUUAGUGCAGUGUUCAUAUAUGUACAUAGAAGCAGGCUUCCAACCGGCGAGUCGUGUAUUCAAGAGACGGAUUUUCAAAAAAGAAAGAAGGGAGGAAGGAAAGAGAAAGAGAAAGAGAGAUAGAGAUAGAGAUAGAUAGAGAUAGAUAGAGAUAGAGAGAAAGAGAGAAAGAGAGAGAGAGAGAGAGAGAGAGAGAGAGAGAAAAAGAGAAAGAUAGAGAUAGAUAGAUAGAUAGAGAGAGAGAGAGAGAGAGAGAGAGAAAGAGAUAGAGUGCGUGAUAAAGGAGCUUCGAAAAACGUGUCUACAGUGUCGACGGGGCUGACACCCCAAGUACAGGAGGUGUGCUAUAUGCAUCAGGAAUAAGGAGUAAAGUGUAUAAGAAGAAGGAGCGAGGAGGUGCAAAGGGGGAGUGGAUAAGCAAGUAUAGAAGGAAGGAGAGGAGGGAGACCGUCGCGACGGACGUCGCUGGACGUCGCGUGGGACCAAAGGAAGAAAAACCGAGGAACGCUUCUUCCCUGUGUCUGAUGAGCUCCUCCGUCGUACCGUUGGUGGUAAGAUGGCUGUGCAGCUGGACGGAGGAGGGAAGGAGGUCUUGAAAACACAAUUCGCCACGCGGGAAGGAACGUACAAGCUGAUGACCUUGUCGGAAUACUCGAGGCCGAACAGGGUCGGCUACACCAACAGCCAAGGGAGUGCGUCCGUCAGGGUAUCCUUCGUCACAUUGCCAGACUCUUCGAAUCCCUCGGGUACGCAAGAACACGACGACCGAAUGUGUUUUAAUUUCGGAAAGGAGCUCUAUGUCUACGUUUAUCGUGGUGUCAAAAAGGCUGUGGAUUUGAACAAUCCCGUGGAAAAGAAAACAUAUAAAGGAACUAAUCCUACUUGCCACAAUUUUAAUCAAACUACAGCGACGGCAGAUAGUGCACCAUUAUUAGUAGGAUUUUCUACAGGACAAAUACAAUUGAUAGACCCUAUAAAACAAGAAUUCAGUAAAUUGUAUAACGAAGAUAGACUUAUAGACAAAAGUAAGGUAACAUGCAUAAAAUGGGUUCCUGGUUCAAAUAAUCUAUUCUUGGUCUCUCAUAGUUCGGGUCAGCUAUAUCUGUAUAAUGAGGAACUUAUUUGCGGAACGACAGCACCUCACUAUCAAUCGUUUAUGUCUGGCGAUGGUUACGCCGUAUACGUGUGUAGGCAAAAUCUACCAGGAACCCUCCUAUACAGAUGGGUGAUAGGUGCAGAGGGAUGUUAUAAUGAAUUUGCCUUCAGCCCUUGCGGCUCAAAAUUGGCAGUUGUUUCUCAAGAUGGAUUUCUUCGAGUAUUCCAAUAUAAUAAAAUGGAACUUUUAGGAUCAGCAAGAAGUUACUUUGGUGGAUUUUUGUGCGUAUGUUGGUCGCCGGAUGGGAGGUACGUUGUCGUUGGAGGAGAAGACGAUCUUGUUACGAUCUGGAGCUUUCGAAAACGGGUGGUACCCGCGGGCAAGGUCCAUCAUAGUUGGGGUGCGUUUGUUGCGUUUGAUCCAUAUACCACGUCGUAUGGUGAUCAGGACCCUGACUUUAGCGGAUCGGAUGAUGAAACGAUGCCUCAUAAUAACCAUAAUCAUUUUCAUGAAAAGUCAAAUCGUUUGUCGACAACUUCGCAAGGAGUUCAUUCUAAUAGGAACUCUAGUGGGUCAGAACUGAGAGUGCCAGGUGUACGUGUUUACAGGGCUUGGUAGCGUAUCGCAAGAACCCAAUUGUGUUUGGGGGACAUCACGGAAGAUAUAUUAAGGCAGCCGGUAUGUCCUAAGCAGAGACUUCCGGCCGCAGGUUCUACUACCUUCUCUUCGUCGGGGACACACAAUAGCGGUAACGGUUCAAUGGCUAAUCAUCAUAUUGAACAUUCUAAAACUCAAUAAUACAAAUAAUAUAAUUAUAGGAAAACGUGAGUGGUAUAUGAAAGUAGUAACAAUAGCGCGAGUACCAACGCAGCAGUGUCUACUGUAAAUUCGUUGACACAGAGGCUAGCAGGUCUUGGUUUUGGUGAACGUAAGGGUGAUAAUCACAAGAGAACUUUAGCCUCACUAUGAGAGGUAGUGGGUGCAUCUAAUAGCACGAUCGUGCAAAAAACAUAGUGGCGACAAAAACGAGCACCAACUCGAAUGCGAGUAGUAAAUAUGAACAGUGUCGUCGGUGCAAGUUUAGUAGGUGCAAAUAAGAAGGUCAGUUCGGUGAUGGACGAUCCAAUGAGAUUAAUAGGAACUGCCUAUUGUCCGAGGUUCGACGAGUGCCCAGUCCUUCACAUUGGUGUCAAAAAGCUGGCGCACGAGAGAUUGACUGAAUUAGUGUUUAGGAAAGAUUGCUUCGUAACUGCGUGUCAAGAUGGAUACGUAUAUACAUGCAGACCAGGUCACAUGGUAGGGAUCCUCUUACCAUAAACAACACUCUGGCACAGGCCACACCAUCAUAGUAUCCCUUACACCAAUAUCAAUUCCUUGCGAUCUAACGAUCUCUGAUGUGUAACUUGUUCCCAAUCAUCGUUGAGAUAACUCCAUAAAGUAGAAUUUAAUUAAUUAUCGAUAUGUCAAUUUCUAUGUAAAUAGAAAUAAUAAUUUUAGGUCUUACCUUGAAGAGACCAUUAAAGAUCCUUAAUACUUUAUUUCGUCUUAUCCGCACCAGUCUCACUGAGAGGAAUUGUUAAAGCAGGGGAGAGAUCUAUAAAAUUCGAUGUAAAUAUAGAAUUGAUUCCAAGAGAGUAAUGUUAUAGUUGAAGGUCAUAGGUCGACAUUUCACGUUUCCGUGUUCUUUGUAUAAUGACAUACGCGUAAAUAGAUGGAUUGCGUGUUUAGGCCAAUUAUUUACCGCACCUCGUUCACUGUAGUUAAUAAGUGUUAGAAGGUGCCAUUAGAGGAAGCAUUAAAAAGAAAAAAAGAAAAAAAAAGAAAAAAAGAAAAACAAAAAAAAACUAAUAUUUU
Vespa velutina is the source of this 4952-nucleotide messenger RNA. RefSeq names its product WD repeat-containing protein 20. Lineage: Eukaryota; Metazoa; Arthropoda; Insecta; Hymenoptera; Vespidae. Gene Ontology annotation, molecular function: protein binding. The record is from RefSeq and is a predicted model, not a curated record.